This is a messenger RNA of Prunus avium (sweet cherry), 2779 nucleotides long. Its product is annotated as ABC transporter G family member 6. Gene Ontology annotation, biological process: transmembrane transport. Gene Ontology annotation, molecular function: ABC-type transporter activity; ATP binding; ATP hydrolysis activity. The record is from RefSeq and is a predicted model, not a curated record. NCBI's taxonomy places the organism in Eukaryota, Viridiplantae, Streptophyta, Magnoliopsida, Rosales, Rosaceae. Gene Ontology annotation, cellular component: membrane.
CACCCAUUGCAGUUAGUUAUAUUUCUAUAUAUUGAAAAACUAUCCGCCAUAAAACCAUAAAGCAACAGCCAAACAGGCACCUCCUUCGCUCGCUUCACACACACACUGAAAGAGAUAGGGAGAGAGAGAGAGACCUGAGAGGGCAAACCACUGCGCUAAGCAAAAGCAAAGGCCUCGUCUAUCUCUUAACGCAUUUUCGAAGAAUUUAAGCCCAUCCCAAACACGCCGUUACUUAACCACUCUCUCCCUUUUUUUCUCCCUGCACCUCCAACGCUAUAAAUAUCUGGAGGCUUGGAGAGAAAGGAAGCUAUACGAAUGUCGUCUCGUGUAGCAGACAAUCAAAUAUCGCCGUUCUUCACUACAAUGGAGCUCGAUGAUUUAUCACGCGCCUCCCACGGCGCGUCUCCCUCACUCGGCCAGCUCCUCAAGCACGUAGGCGACGUCCGCAAGGAAGCUACUGGUGAUGGCGGCGAGACUCCGGCGCACCACGCCCUCGACCUCUCCGACGCCAGCAUCGAGCCUCGCUCCUUGCCGUUCGUGCUCUCGUUCACUAAUUUGACUUACAGCGUCAAGGUUCGCCGGAAGUUCAGCUUAUCCGGGAUGUUCUCCGGCGGGAGAAGCCAUCUCGGAGCAGCCACGGAGUCAGAGCCGGUCGGCGGAGAGAGCCUGUUCACGAGAACGAAGACGCUGCUCAACGACAUCUCAGGAGAAGCUCGGGAAGGCGAGAUACUCGCGGUUCUCGGCGCGAGCGGGUCGGGCAAGUCGACGCUUAUCGACGCUCUGGCGAAUCGGAUCGCGAAGGGAAGCUUGAAAGGAACCGUGAGCUUAAACGGAGAGGUCUUGGAAUCGCGGCUUCUGAAGGUCAUUUCUGCUUAUGUCAUGCAAGACGAUCUCCUCUUCCCGAUGCUCACAGUCGAAGAGACGCUCAUGUUCGCCGCCGAGUUCCGCCUCCCCCGCGCGCUUUCCAAAUCCAAGAAGAAAGCCCGCGUCCAGGCUCUCAUCGACCAGCUCGGCCUCCGGAACGCCGCGAAGACGAUCAUCGGCGACGAAGGCCACCGUGGUGUCUCCGGCGGAGAACGACGCCGUGUCUCGAUCGGAAUCGACAUCAUCCACGAUCCGAUCGUUCUCUUCCUCGACGAGCCGACUUCCGGCCUCGACCCCACCAGCGCCUUCAUGGUGGUGAAGGUCCUCCAGAGAAUUGCUCAGAGCGGAAGCAUUGUCGUGAUGUCCGUACACCAGCCGAGUUAUCGGAUCCUGGGGCUCCUGGACCGGUUGCUCUUCCUGUCUCGGGGCCAAACCGUUUACAGUGGGUCCCCUACGACCUUGCCUUCGUACUUCGCCGAGUUCGGGCACCCGAUACCCGAAUCCGAGAACCGGACCGAGUUCGCGCUCGAUUUGAUCCGGGAACUCGAAGGCUCAGCCGGCGGCACUAAAAGUCUAGUGGAGUUCAACAGAACCUGGCAGAGCAUGAAACACUCCAACAACGACACGUCGUGCCAAAUCGCCUGCGAGCCACGACACUCCGUCUCGCUCCAGGAAGCGAUCAGCGCGAGCAUUUCCAGAGGGAAGCUGGUAUCCGGAGCCACCAACAACAACCCUAGCCCGAACUCGAUGGUCCCCACAUUCGCGAACCCGUUCUGGAUCGAAAUGGCGGUGCUCUCUAAGCGUUCGAUGAAAAACGCCAGAAGAAUGCCGGAGCUUUUCGGCAUCAGGCUCGGCGCCGUGAUGGUCACCGGCUUCAUCUUAGCAACCAUGUUCUGGAACCUCGACAAUUCCCCCAAAGGCGUCCAGGAGCGGCUCGGCUUCAUCGCCUUCGCCAUGUCCACCACCUUCUACACCUGCGCCGACGCCCUGCCCGUUUUCCUCCAAGAACGCUACAUCUUCAUGCGCGAAACUGCCUACAACGCGUACCGGCGAUCCUCCUACGUCCUCUCCCACUCCCUAGUGGCGCUGCCGUCGUUGGUGUUUCUGUCAAUUGCAUUCUCAGCGCUGACGUUUUGGGCUGUGGGGCUGGACGGCGGGCUCUCCGGCUUCUUGUUCUACUUCCUGAUAAUCUUCGCGUCGUUUUGGGCCGGGAGCUCUUUCGUCACUUUCCUCUCCGGCGUGGUCCCGCACGUGAUGCUCGGCUACACGAUCGUCGUGGCGAUCUUGGCCUACUUUCUGCUCUUCAGCGGCUUCUUCAUCACGCGGGACCGAAUUCCGGGCUACUGGAUUUGGUUCCACUACAUGUCGCUGGUGAAGUACCCGUACGAGGGCGUGUUGCAGAACGAGUUUCAGGACCCCACCAAGUGCUUCGUGAGGGGAGUCCAGAUUUUCGACAACACACCGCUCGCGUCCGUCCCGGCGGCAAUGAAGUUGAAGCUGCUGGAUAGCAUGAGCCAGACUUUGGGGACGAGGAUCACGAGCUCGACGUGCCUGACGACGGGGUCGGAUAUUUUGGAGCAGCAGGGGGUGACGGAUUUGAGUAAGUGGAAUUGCCUUUACGUGACUGUGGCGUGGGGUUUCUUGUUCAGGAUUUUGUUUUACUUUUCCUUGUUGCUUGGUAGCAAGAACAAGAGGAGGUAAACCCAGAAAGAAAAAUAAACGUAAAAAAAAAAAGAAAAAAAAGAGAGUAAAGAGGUAGAUAUUCCAUGCAUUGCAGAAGCUCUGUCUAGCUAGCUGUUUGGCGCGGAGGAGCGAGGUCGGUCUCUCUGUGUGAAACUGUGAAAUUCUUGUGGCAAUUUUAAUCCUUUUUUUUACUUCCAAAUAUUAUUUCUUAAAUUCGAGUUACGUUGAUUUU